ACAGCUGAUCGUUUAUAAAAAUAAGCUGUAUUUAUUGCUCAAAAUUAUAAAAUAAAUAACGAUUCGCCAAAAAAAUCUGCACUUAUGGUUUUAACGAAGCAAAUUUUACUUCCUUUUUACAGAAUUUUACCAUCAGUUUCAGGUAAUGUCAGGAGCAUGGCUACGAAGCCUGGAGUUGUUGAAAGUGCAAUUAGGAACAAACUUGAAACAGAACUGAACACCAAAUAUUUAGACAUUAUCAAUGAGUCUUACAUGCACAAUGUUCCGAAGGGCUCUGAGACACAUUUCAAAGUUGUUGUUGUGUCUGAUAAGUUCGAGGGACUUCCACUAAUUAAGAGACACCGUCUAGUAAAUGAUGUUUUAAAAGAGGAGCUCAAAACCACAGUACAUGCACUAUCGAUCAUAGCCAAAACUCCUGAGCAGUGGUUUGCUAGCGACAAGGUUGUAGAAAGUAGUCCAGCAUGCAGAGGUGGCUUUGGGAAAUAGGUAGUUUAAAUCAUGUUAUUUAGUUUAUGUAGUAUUAUGAGAGAUGAAAAUCGUGCUCAGAUGUUUGGUAACACAUAUUUCCGACCUACAAUGAGUAUUCAGUAGCCAACAGCCUUUAGGGCCACCGACAUAAGCCGGCAUGUCGUUAGGUUUGAUGUGUCUUGCGCUAGUGGAAUUAGGUGUAGCUGCUCUAUUACGGUUAGUAUAAUAUUAUACCAUUACUAUUAAAUAAAAUUCCAACAUUAAAUUAUAUUAAAACCUUU
Molecule: messenger RNA, 749 nt
Organism: Pectinophora gossypiella (pink bollworm)
Lineage: Eukaryota; Metazoa; Arthropoda; Insecta; Lepidoptera; Gelechiidae
Product: bolA-like protein DDB_G0274169
Exons: 3
Coding region: 85-486 (133 amino acids)
Cellular component (GO): mitochondrion
Source: RefSeq, a predicted model, not a curated record